UCGACUGCAUUCAUCUUGUUCCCUCCUCGCAUCGUUUGUAAAAAAAAAAACUUAAAUUACCGACUUUUUGGUCCUUUUGCAGCCGUUAUAAAGGCACGACGUGUCCGUGUGAACAGAAUGGGUCCCGUCGAGCUCCUCCACAUGUCCGUGUUCUCGCAGAGUUUUUCUCCCUGUGGACGAUUUCUGGCAGCUGGGAACAACUAUGGCGAGAUCGCCGUGUUCAGCCUGUCUGCAGCUCUGAGUCCAGAUGCCACAGCCCUGAGUCAGAAAGCUGUUCUAACCUUCACAGCUCAUGAAGGACCUGUGUUCUCGCUCCUCUCCACCGACUGUCACCUCCUGAGCGCAGGAAACGGAGAGAUCAGCUGCUGGAGCUGGAGCGACCUCACCAAGAAGAAUGUGAAACCUCUGUGGACAAAGAGACCAAACUACAAAUCCAGCCUAGAGAUACCGGAGAUCAACGCCAUGGUCCUAAACACACGGGUGAGAACACACACCUAA
Molecule: messenger RNA, 498 nt
Organism: Notothenia coriiceps (black rockcod)
Lineage: Eukaryota; Metazoa; Chordata; Actinopteri; Perciformes; Nototheniidae
Product: THO complex subunit 6 homolog
Exons: 6
Coding region: 118-498 (126 amino acids)
Biological process (GO): mRNA export from nucleus
Cellular component (GO): transcription export complex; THO complex
Molecular function (GO): protein binding
Source: RefSeq, a predicted model, not a curated record